Molecule: messenger RNA, 2139 nt
Organism: Cetraspora pellucida
Lineage: Eukaryota; Fungi; Glomeromycota; Glomeromycetes; Diversisporales; Gigasporaceae
Source: the annotation of a GenBank genome assembly
AUGGUGGAAGAAAUAAAGUUUUUCUAUGAUAUAGCUUAUGAUACUUGUUAUAAAGAAAGUAGUAAAACUUCUCCGUACUGUGCAAAAGUAUUAGAAAAUAAGUCAAAAAGAUCUUUUACAUAUGAACCUGAACACAAAAGAUAUAUUAAAAGAUCUGCUGAUCCAUUAGAAGAUGAAUUAUCUUAUCAUGGUUUAGUAUAUAUGCCAAAAACUCGUAAACGUAACCCACAAUCAUUAUUAAAAGAAAAACGUACAUUUAAACGUGAGGAAACAGACACAAAUGCUCAAAAUUUGGAAUCUAAUUUAACAUCUAAUUUGACAUCUAAUUUGGCGUCUAAUUUGACAUUUAAUUUGACGUCUAAUUUGACAUCUAAUACGUCAACUACAAGUCCAAUCGUUAAUACCACUUUUAAUAAUUCAACGACAGAAGAGACAGAAGAUGUAAUAUUGAAAUUAGCAUUAAGUUUGACUAAAUUAAGAUAUAUUUUUCGAAAUCCUCCACCAGCAAAAAUUAAUCCGAAUGGAUGGCCAGACAAAGAUGUUUAUGAUCCUGCAUUGGAUAAAAUGUUUUGGUGGAGGAAUGAUCCAGUAUUGAAUGAAUUUCAUGAACACUGGCAUAUAGUAAUGAUGACUGUUACGGACAGUAUACCAAGGAAUCGAGAAGGUGAAAAUUUCAUUUACACGCAUAGGCAUUUGUUAGCCAGAUAUGAUGCAGAACGUCUUUGCCUCGACAUUGAAAAAGUAAAAGCUUUAACCGACUAUGUAACACCAGUACCCGAACCGUUUUAUCCUCACCCAUAUUUAGUAGAAGAUUGGAAUGAUGAAAAAGUUCCUUUCCCGGCCCGUCCUGCUAAUCAAUCGUUUCAUGAUAUUGUUGAAGUAGUUGAUGGUAAAUUGAAAACCUGGACGAUUGUGGAAAUGGAACGUUUACGAGUUUCAGUGAUUGAAUGGAUUGACGGUGGAACAAAUGAUGAAUAUCCGACCCCAUUACAAUUAACUGAUUCGGAUACUGCUAAGCUAGCUCUCGAUGUAGAAACAAAUUUACAUAAUUAUGGUCACGAAUUGUUUAGUUAUAUGAUGCAUCCUUAUACAAUUGGUUAUCCUCCAAGUGUACUUGUCGGUGCUCGUGCCGGAAUACGUGAUCCAUUAUUUUGGAGAUGGCAUCGUCAUCUUGAUGAUUUAUUAUUGAGAUGGCAAGAUCGUUUUGAGCCAUCCGAUUUUCAUCACGAUGCACCAAAUGUUACUAUUCGUCAAACUGAUAUCAUACUUUCUUUCACAGAUGUACUCCUCAAAGUUUAUCCUACAGGUCAAAAAGAUAAAUGGAGUGAAUUCGGAAAAAAAACUUUUGGCGGUAGUAAUUUUGAUGUUGAUUUUCUAUAUAGUCCAAUUGUUACCAAUGAAUUUCAUACUAAAAUGAAAUAUAGAGAGUACGUCUGGAGAGAAGAUUUAUUUACCAAAGAAAAUAUAUCUUACGUAUAUCCUAGAGAAUGGAAUUAUUUUCUACGUGUCACUAAUGAAGUUAAUAUUGUGAGUAUGAUUUUAUUAAUUAUUGUAUUAAAUGAACGAACUUCAACUAUUACAUUUCGUAUAUUCUUUGUUCCUGAAGUAUAUGCUGACUCAAGGGUACAUUGGAUAGAAUUAGAUAAAUUUAAAGCAAUUCUCCAACCCCUUGAAAAAGCAGUUAUCGUUCGUGAAUGUGAUAAAUCUAUAAUAAUUCGUAAACCAGCUCAAAAAACUGAAAGUGAAUUUGAUGAAUCUCAGAUUACUCCUAGUAUGAAAAAAGCCAAUUUACUUCUCACCGUUCAAGCUAAAUCCGAAAAAGCAUUUUGUAAUUGUGGAUGGCCAUAUCAUAUGAUUUUACCUAGAGGUACUAAAGGUGAAGGAAUAAAAUUUAAAUUGAUAGUAUUUAUUUCUGAUGGUACGAAUGAUAUGGUCCCACUUUAUGAUCAGUGUGGAAGUACAGUUUUAUGUGGUGGUGAAAAAUGGGCUGAUAGAAUUCCUGAUGCUAGACCUUUAGGAUAUCCUUUUGAUAGACCAUUUAAAAAUGGAUCUUAUGAAAAAACUUUUAAAGGACUACAUAAUGCUGCUAUUAGAGAUGUUACAAUUAUAUGGAAAGAUGAUGAUUUUCCCGAAUUUUAG